AUGAAGCCCUGGACGAUCAGCCUCAAGCGUGCUGUUUCCACAGCCACAUGGGCAGCGUUAGCAUGGCCCAUUAGUGCUGCUCCUUUUGGAGAGCCCAGCAAGGUUACCGUACCCAAAUACUUCUACGAAGCUUCCUACGAUGUCCACUAUGAUGCUCGGUUCGCCCACGGACUGCUCGAAGACCCCGAGCAGAGAGAGGCCAUCAAGGUCCUGGUGCAGACGUAUCUGGCAACGUUCAGAGAUUUGGGUGUUCAGACAUGGCUGAUGCAUGGCACUCUUCUCGGGUGGUGGUGGGGGAAGAAGGUUAUGCCAUGGGACUAUGAUGCGGAUGUUCAAGUCACAGAGGCAGACAUGUACUUUCUUGCUGCUUAUCACAACAUGACUACUUACUAUUAUAAGUACGGCGACAUGGAGAAGGGCCGCUACUUCCAGCUUGAGAUCAACCCAUACUUUAAGCACCGAGAACAAGACGACACCCUUAAUGUCAUUGAUGGCCGAUGGAUUGAUAUGCAGAAUGGACUAUACAUCGACAUUACUGCAGCGAGAUAUAACUUGGAUCAUGAAGAAGGAGAGGGCGUUUUAUACGACAAAUAUGGCCAUGAGUAUCGGGAUACAUACGUCUUUCCUCUACGAGACACGACUUUUGAGGGAGUGCCUUGCAAGAUCCCUUAUCGUUAUCAGGACAUGUUGCAGGCUGAAUACGGGAAGAAGGCUUUGUCAAAGACAGAAUUUCACGACCAUCGUUUCGACGAUGAAGCAAUGAAAUGGGUUGCCAUUGAGAAGCCACCGGCCGAGGAGGAGGCGGAGGCACAGAAGGAUUUGUAG
Trichoderma atroviride IMI 206040 is the source of this 825-nucleotide messenger RNA. RefSeq lists its product as uncharacterized. NCBI's taxonomy places the organism in Eukaryota, Fungi, Ascomycota, Sordariomycetes, Hypocreales, Hypocreaceae. The record is from RefSeq and is a predicted model, not a curated record.